Molecule: messenger RNA, 1467 nt
Organism: Dacryopinax primogenitus
Lineage: Eukaryota; Fungi; Basidiomycota; Dacrymycetes; Dacrymycetales; Dacrymycetaceae
Exons: 7
Coding region: 1-1467 (488 amino acids)
Source: RefSeq, a predicted model, not a curated record
AUGAUCCAAACUGCCGCCGAUGUGAAGCGGGGGAUGAACACAGUAGAUGCUAUUGGGCAGCGCCACGGCGUAGCCAAUCGAUUCGCUGAACCGGUCAUCGCAAUGCUGCGUAGACUCUGCGAUGGCCUCAAGGCUGAACGAAGACUCUCGGAGGGAGACAUGCAGCGAAUCCUUCAUGAGCGCCUCUCCGCAUAUUCCAACGACCACGCUGUAAACCCCUUGUUGCGAAUCCCUGGCUUCAAUGUGCAUCAGUCUACGCCGGUCAAACUCUUACAUACAUUCUUGCUUGGGCUGGUCAAAUCAACCGCUCCACCUUAUACAAAUGCACAUGGCGAUAUUGAACGAGGACGGCUGGUGCGUGCCCAAGCUGGCACCAGCUUACAUGAUUCAGUACUGACGGUCACUCAUCGGCAAACACUUCAAGGCCAUGGUACACUGCAUGGUACUGUCCCUCACGAGUACAUAGACGCAUGGGUCCUGCUUGGCCUGGCAGGGGCGGUGUUCUGGAAGACAGAUAUUGCAGCGAAGGACGAAUACUUGAUGGACCUGUGGGAGACACUGACGGCUCUCGUUUAUGCUGUCAGUCGAGUGGAUGCUACAAAGAUAAUAUCGAAACCCAAACUGCACAUCAUCCUCCAUCUAGCGGAACACGUGGAGAGGAACGGGCCAGCUUUACUCUUUCAGACUGAGCGCUACGAGUCGAGCAACACCGUAUUUCAACAUUGCUCGAUGCUGAGCAACCGCCAAGCACUGAGCCGCGAUAUCCUGACAACACUUGUCCAUCACAGUCAAGUCCGACAUAUUGUGAGUGGUGGAUGGUGGCACGAUGCAGCAGAAGAUAAGUGGGUGAGAGCAGGAGAUGACGUGAGAGCCGCCGUCAAAGGACAGGUUAUCUUCCAGCGACUGCUGGGCAUGCCGAAGAACUCGACCAACCUUCCUGGCCACCUUCCGGUCCAGCGCCCUGUCAACCAUGUGCAUUGGUGCCAGACCAAGGCAGGAGAGCAACUGCCAGAUGCCUACCCAGCGCAGACUCGAUGUCUUCGCUACCCGAAAGCCAUAGCGACGAACAGUGACCACGUGCCCAUCAGGGGCUUUGUCAUCCACAAGCAGGGAGUGGAUCAGGAGUACGGCAGGUACAGCCUGCCAUCAAUGGGUCCCAUCGUCCCUUCCGUUCAAGAGGCCGAUCUGGAAGCCUCUCAACCUCCUGAACCUCCAGGCGAGUAUGAUGUGGUUGAAGGACGCGAAGGCAUGUUGGACAACUUAACCCACUCCAGACUGGACGAGCACAAAGGGAACUCCAAUGCUGUGAGACAGAUUGGCAUAACACGCAAUUACAAGCAAAUGAUCCGGACGGUGCAGGCUGAUCUGGGGCUAGCCAAAGAGGUCAUCGACACAGUUACUGCCGUCUACUUGGAUAAUCCUAGGCGCUCUAAGAGCGCCAAACUGGAUAAUCCCUGGGCGUUCUGA